This is a messenger RNA of Syngnathus acus (greater pipefish), 2253 nucleotides long. RefSeq names its product N-terminal EF-hand calcium-binding protein 1-like. The coding region runs from base 136 to 1221 and encodes 361 amino acids. The record is from RefSeq and is a predicted model, not a curated record. Lineage: Eukaryota; Metazoa; Chordata; Actinopteri; Syngnathiformes; Syngnathidae. Gene Ontology annotation, biological process: regulation of amyloid precursor protein biosynthetic process. Gene Ontology annotation, molecular function: calcium ion binding. The transcript is spliced from 12 exons. Gene Ontology annotation, cellular component: cytoplasm; endoplasmic reticulum; Golgi cis cisterna.
CUGUGCACUGCGCAUGCGUCUACGCUCAGCCUCGCUCCGUCUCACCCUGACAGCGGACCUCCAUCCACCCUACCAAGCACCCAGCGACCCCAUCUAUCCAUUUCUCCAUCUUUUCAUCCCGUGCAAGGUGUGAGGAUGCUGGCGUGUACAGAGAUGAUCACGAUGUGUCUGCAGUCUGCCAAGCAGCAACACUUCAGCAAACAGCUGCAGCAGGAGUGUGACUAUAACCACAACCGCACCGCAUCCCUUUUCCACGAUAUAUUUCGCCGGGCAGACAAAAAUGAUGACGGGAAGCUUUCCUUGGAGGAGUUCCAGUCAUACUUCAAUGAUGGUGUCCUCACAAACGAGCAGAUGCAGGAGCUUUAUCGCUCCAUCGACAGGCAAAAUGCAGACAACAUGGACAUCGACAAACUGUCAGAGUACUUCAGUCCCCAUGUGGGGGAAUACAUCAACGUGCUGUCUGCGCUUGAGAAGUUAAAUGUGGCUAUUUUAAAGGCAAUGGAUAAAACUAAAGAGGAGUAUCAAGGCUCUUCUGUGCUGGGUCAGUUUGUGACGCGCUUCCUGCUCAGGGAGACCUCCACCCAGCUGCAGUCCCUGCAAUCAUCACUAGACUGCGCCAUGGAGGCUGUCCAUGACCAAGGCUGCACAAACAGAAGGUCAGUGAAAAAGCCUGAGGACCUACCUAUCCAGAGGGUCUCCAAACGUCCGGCCCGACGCAUCCAGAAGAACAUGUGUCUCUCUCCUACGGACCCUUACUCUGGCAUGCUGACCACAGGGGUCAGUGUGGAGUCCGACUACCACUGGGGAUCCCAAGUUGACCAACUGGAGCAGCUCAUAGACAAGCUGGAGUGUGAGAGUCCACAUCUUGAACCUCUCAAAGAAGACACUCUGGCGGGGACAUAUAAAUCGAACAUCCUCCUGGUCCAAAGACAAAUGUCAGUGAAGGAGUGUGAUGUGGAACGAUUCCAGAAUGCUCUGAAGAUUUACACAGAAUCCAGCAGCGGACAGCAAAACAACUUACACAUUUCAGUCCAGAACCUGCCUGACAGAUCAUGCUUUAUCAUGUAUGAAUUUUGGCAGGAUCGUCUCUCCUGGAUGAGCUUCCUGCAGUCGCCCAUAAGUAAAACGUUCCAGCGCUGCAUUAUUGACUCACUGGAGGAGCAAGAGAUCGUCUCUACCAUGCUCCUUCCAGCUUCCUGGUGGAUUAUGAACAACAACUGACGGCGCAACGCUUCGGCACGAAUGAAAAAAAGGGUUAUUGUUGUUGUUUGCUGUUGCUCUUUUCUGUAAAUUCUGAUUAAGGCAUGAUGGCCAGAAGAGAUACGCUUCAAGGUACAUAAAAGGACUUGAAUAGAAUUUAAUGCAAUAUUUGAUGAUGCAAUCAGCAUCAGUGCUGAUGUUGAUGUGGCACUUUUCUUAGACCUGAUUUAAUCGAGGCACAGAAAAUUGGGAGGAGUAAAAACAAUUGCAUGAUCCUUAUACCUACCGAUCUCUCCAUAUAUUUUAAGUAGAUAAAAUGUCAAUGCAACAAAAACAGCUCAUUCAUCACCCCCUCAAUACAAAUAUCGACAGAAAGAUUAAAUAACACGUUAAUUCAUUUCCUUUUGUCCUCGUUGUGAUGUUGUGCGCUGAUGUCUCCUUAACUAGCUCUCAGCUUUCUGCUGGUGGGGAUAAAGAAACUCCUCGUCUAGACUCAAUAAUAAAAAUGUGUAAUGUGAUAUAUACAGUAUGUAAUACUAAAAUGGUCCAACUAAACUUCUCUGCCACUCUUGCACUUUAGUAAACCUGGACCUACAUGUAUUUGUUCAAAAAUAUACGUCCAGUACAUUUAUUCUAGACUGUAAAAGUAUUUUCAACAAGAAUUUCACUUUAAGUAGAAUAUCAACAGUCAAACCAAAUCACAUGAAUGUCAAAUGACACUAUUUUACAUGCAUACACCAUGCAGGCAGAAGACACACACGAGACGUUUUUUGUGUGAUGAUGCAAGAGAAUAGAUGUCCAUUAUGUACAAUCGUCAGAUGUAAGUAGCGUAGUUGAAGAUACACUAAGUUCAUGUAUAGCGUAAUGGUUACUCCUUAUGAAAUGUGACAAACAAGCAUUCUCACGGUCCAUGCAUGAAACGUCACAGAAGAGUAAGCAAUGCAUGGGCUGUUCACCCACUUUUUCCCCUUUAGCAAUAAUGUGAAUUUGGUAUGUGUUAUAUGUUAUAUUUGUUUUCAGGCAUGCAAUAAAAUGAAUGACAUGCACAAAGUG